This is a messenger RNA of Silurus meridionalis, 1585 nucleotides long. RefSeq lists its product as uncharacterized. The record is from RefSeq and is a predicted model, not a curated record. Gene Ontology annotation, biological process: response to bacterium. Lineage: Eukaryota; Metazoa; Chordata; Actinopteri; Siluriformes; Siluridae. Bases 468 to 1550 code for a protein of 360 amino acids. The transcript is spliced from 6 exons.
ACUUUGCUUUAAAUAAGUACAAUAAAGUCGAAAUGACACUAGAAUAACAGAGAUAUAUGUAAAUCAGUACUACAGUAUUAUACAGUAGUUAUUUACAGUCAUAGAAUGAAUUGGGAACUACUGGAUGUCUCCUCUACUACAUUGUACUUUUAAUACUGAACUGAUUAGAUUUUGGUAUACAUCAAACAAGGUCACAGGAAGGUCAAAUGUCACAAAACAUUAAUUGAACAGCUUCCUUUGUGUAUAAUUUAAGGAUAUUUCAGGUAUGCACACCCUAGUUAAACUAAAGUUGCUGCCAGAUUAAAAGGAAAUGCUGAUUUUGAAAAGGACACCAUGUGCAUUUUUUGUAGCUGUAGCUUUAGGGAGGAGAAACUCACAGGAAAUGUGUGAUGUCAGAAUCUCAUUUCAUACUUGGACUUGAGAGGGUGUGAGCUCAGUUUGAAUUCAUACCAGCAUAUCAAGAAGACAUGCAGCACACAGACCUAAUAAUGCUGAUGUGGACUAAAGUAGUGCUUCUUAAUAAAUGUGUAGUUCCUGCACAAAUGAACGUCGUCCAUCAGCCAAACCCGGUGAUCGCUGCUUCUGCUGGUGAAGAAGUGACUCUACAGUGUUUUCUGCUGGAAGAACAAAACACAGAUCCCAUCGUUUGGUACAAGCAAGCAGCAGGACUCGAGCCUUCUUUAGUGGCCGUAGUACAGAAAUUACAGGAUCCCAUUUACAACAAGGAAUUAAAUUCCACAAGGUUCCGAAUCGAGAAAGAAAACAAAAGCUGUAAUUUGAGAAUAAUCAACGUGGAAGCGUCAGACGAGGCCGUGUAUUACUGCGGCAUGAUUACAUUUUACACAGUGUUUGCGAAAGGAACUUUUUUAUCAGUGAAAAGUGAUGAAGAUGUAAAAGUCUCAGUGUUCCAGAGCAGUGUGUCAGACUCGGUUCCUGCAGGAGCAUCAGUGACUCUGCAGUGUUCGGUUCUCUCUGAGAGCAGAGCAGCAGAACUCCAAGUGCUCUGGUUCAGAGCUGCUCCAUCACAAUCCCAUCCUCAACUCAUUUACACUCAUCACAACAGCAGCCUUCAGUGUGAGAGCGAAUCUUCUACACACACCUGUGUGUACAACUUGUCCAAGAACAUCUUCAGCCUCAAUGAUACUGGUACUUACUACUGCGCUGUGGCCCUGUGUGGGAAGAUCAUUUUCGGGAACGGGACACAACUGCAGCUCGUAGAAUCAGUGGAUCCUGUAGUGAUCUUCCUCACUGUAGCUUUGGGAGUGUGUGUGGUUGUGAUCUCUGUUCAAGUUCUUUUAUUCUGUAAAUGGAUAAACGCUAAAAAACAACACACAAAAGAGUGUGAUAUAAAUCAAGUCCAUUAUUUUCCAACAGAGAGACAAAACACUGUGCAAAGACCUGAACAAACACACAAUCAGGAUGGCGACUCGGUGGAGCUGAAUUAUGCUGCCUUACAUAUAAAUGAAAAAAAAUCCACAACAAGGAGAGAAAAGAGAAAAAUACAUCAAAAGUCUGUUUAUUCUGAAGUCAGAUUUCAGAAAGUUACUUAGAGGACAUGGUUUUUAAAUUUUAUUUUAUUUUUUGU